AUGGAACAUUCCUCACCAGCCUGGUCUUCUCAGGCUCCCUCACCCGAAAAGUCAUGCGAGCUAUAUAUACGCGACUAUCCUCAUCGAUCCAUCGCCAUCGUAUCGUCCUCACAUACCCUAAUAUUUCGAUAUACCACGUCCACCAGUGAAGCCAUCGCGAACGGCUCGCUUACAUCCUUAGCUGCAAUUACAAGACCCCGCGGGAACGUCAGCGAGACUGUAGUAUCGAAAUGCAUGGUUGAAUUCGCACCGGUUUCCAAAACCCUACUACAAGACUAUCGUCGGCUGACUCAUCGACCGAUUUAUGGAACGUUGGGCUUGAUCACAGUCAACAGCGAGGUCUUUCUAUCCAUCAUCACACAUGCGACACGGGCUGCCACCUUACGGCCUGGUGAGACGGUAGAACGUAUAGGCGGAGUUGCAUUCUACUGCUUAAGUAGCGCCGACUAUGACGAUGUCGUUCCUCUCGAAUCGCUCGAUCCCGAGUUUUCAGAUACUGCAUCGGUACAGUCCGGUCCUUAUGGUCAAGGCCUUGGUCGAAGGGAAGUUGCCAUGGAGCAUCCUUGCCACGAGUUGCGCAAUCUACUGAGCAAUGGAACCUUUUACUACAGUACAGAUUUUGAUCUGACAAACCGACUCCAAGAUAGGCCAAUCAAUUCUAACUCCUUUGAGAUUGACAAUUUCGAUGAUGGGUUCCUCUGGAACUCAUUCAUGAUCAGCCCCCUUGUGCAAUUUCGUUCUCGACUUAUGCCACACGAACGAGCGUCUCUCGAUUCAUCACGGAUACUUACUUCAGCCAUCCGUGGAUUUUGUAAAACAAUGACUAUCCCAUUGAACUCUUCACCCCUGAAGAACGUCAAAUCGGGGAUGCCCUCUUUCAUGACUCUCAUCUCCCGACUAUCUUGUCGCAGAGCUGGAACGCGCUUCAAUUCCCGAGGUAUCGACGAUGAUGGGCACGUAGCAAACUUCGUUGAAACUGAAACCACUUUCUGGAGUCCAGCAGGGACAAUGUUUUCGUAUGCUCAAGUGCGCGGGUCGGUCCCAGUGUUUUGGGAACAGGCGGCCGACCUUAUCCCAGGUCGCCAGAAGAUCACAGUUACCAGAUCUCCCGAUGGGACUCAGCCUGCUUUCAACAAACAUUUUGAGGAGCUUGAGCAAUCCUAUGGAGCAGUUCAUGUCAUUAACCUUCUUAGUGAGACCAAGCCAGGUGAGGUCGAGCUCAGUAACCUUUACCAUAAUGGCAUCAGACAUUGCCCUUUAAGCCGUGCAGGACAGGAUGGAUCUUCUGACCAUGCCCUCCUGCGAGAGACAAAUUACGAUUUUCAUGCCGAGACAAAAGGACCUGCCGGAUACGAAGCCGCUCGGGAUAUUCGCCGAUACAUUGAGAAUUCUACUGAUGGGUUUGCAUACUUCCUUGCAGAGGAGACAAAUGAGCCAAGCUAUGAUCAAGACGGCUCUGGGCAUGCGCGUAUGGUGGUUGUGCUUCAACAGGAGGGUGUUUUCCGAACCAACUGUCUUGACUGUCUCGAUCGAACCAAUCUCAUACAGACAAUGAUUUCACAAAUGGCGGUUGAGGCUUUCCUAGGGCACCGGGGAGAAUAUGCUGCGUCCGACUUCUGGAUGAGACAUUCUAGUCUCUGGGCAGACAAUGGAGAUUCCUUGUCCAAAACCUACGCCGGAACAGGCGCUCUCAAGUCAUCCUUUACACGCCACGGCAAAAUGUCACUCGCUGGAGCUGUCGCUGACGUGCGCAAAUCCGUGCAGCGUAUAUACCACAACAACUUCCUCGACCCCUCCCGCCAGAUCACUAUUGACAUGCUUUUGGGUCGUCUUGUUGGGCAAGCACCGGUUCUUCUGUUUGAUCCUAUCAGCGACUUCGUCUCAUCGGAGCUAGCCAAGAGGAGUGGUGAAUUCACUUCUUACAACAGUAUCACCAUAUGGGUUGGCACUUUCAAUCUCAAUGGGCGCACUGAAGGCGUUGAUGAUGAUCUUGGUCCUUGGCUAUUCCCAGAAACCCUAGGUAACGCUCAGCCAGAUAUCUUUGUGGUCGGAUUCCAGGAGAUCGUCGAGCUCAGUCCUCAGCAGAUUAUGAACAGUGAUCCAUCACGGAAAAACCUAUGGGAACAGGCUGUAAAGCAUAACCUCAACGAGCGACAGAAGCGAUUAGGAGGCGAGAGAUAUGUGUUGCUGCGAAGUGGGCAGCUUGUCGGAGCAGCACUAUGCAUCUUUGUCAAGACGCCUAGUCUAGCCAGCAUUAAGAACGUCGAGGGCAGCGUAAAGAAGACGGGUAUGUCGGGCAUGGCUGGAAACAAAGGUGCGGUGGCAAUUCGGUUUGACUAUGCCAACACUCAUAUCUGUUUUGUUACGGCACAUUUGGCCGCUGGAUUUUCCAACUACGACGAACGCAACCGUGAUUACGCCACGAUUCAUCACGGUUUGCGUUUCCAGAGGAAUCGUGGAAUUGAUGACCAUGACGCUGUGAUAUGGCUGGGUGACUUCAACUAUCGUAUUGGCCUCAAUUCAGAGACUGCACGAGCUCUCGUGAAGAAACGUGACUUUGAGACACUGUAUGAAAACGACCAGCUCAAUCUUCAGAUGGUAGCUGGGCUGUCAUUCCCAUUUUAUUCUGAAGCUCGAAUUACGUUCCCACCCACGUACAAGUUCGAUAUUGGAACUGACAACUACGAUACUUCUGAGAAGGCUCGCAUUCCUGCCUGGACGGAUCGUAUCCUCCGGAAGGGGUCUAACCUCAGACAAUUGCUCUACAAUUCGGCACCUCUCAAAUUUUCUGAUCAUCGGCCCGUCCAUGCUGCGUUUGAGUGCAGAGUGAGCAUUGUCGACGAACGAUUACGUGAAACAAUCAGUAGAGAGCUGUACCAACGUCGAAAGGCUGAUGUUGGGGACGCAACGGCUCAUCUCGGCACUGGUGAUGACAGCGACGAUGAGGAUCUUAUUGGCUAUGAUUCUAUCGAGCCUGGGCUGCCUCCUGCGAGUUCAGAUCGUCAAAAAUGGUGGCUCGAUAACAAACAGCCUGCUCGAGCCGCGGUGCCUGUGCCCAAGCCCAGGAAUAACCAGGCCGUCGGGCUCAAUCCCAAUCGUCCCUCGAAUCCAUUUGGUCUCACGGAUGAGCCAGACUGGAUCUCCAUCCCGAGGUCAUCCUCCAAGGCAUCAUUAUCCAGUAUGUCAAGCUCGCCAUUCGAGAAGGUCAGCUUGCCCAACUCCAUGGCAUCAGCUUCAAGCAUCCAACCUCGGAAACUGCCUCCACCGUAUGAUCCAUCAGCAUUACCAGCCAAGGUGGGACGUAUCAACCUUAUGGACGACCAAACUCCCAUGGGCCACGUAGAGACGCCGCCUCCGCCCCCGCCCCCUCGACGAGGAACAUCGGGCAUGGCACCGAGCACCGGGUUUGGUCUUAAUAGAGUGCAGACGCAGCCGCAGCCGCAGCCAACACCACCACCUCUGAGGUCAGCGUCAGCAGCCUCGCACGCUUCUCAAUACUCACAGAAUAGCAAGGGUGGCAAACCAGCACCUCCAGUAGCAAAGAAACCGGCCCAUUUAACAACGUCACCCAGCUCGAGCCCAGGCAUAAGUCACAGCAUCAUGGACGAAGACUUUAGACCACCUUUGCCAUCAAGGGCUCAAACUGGGGGUCCUAUGGCAGGCUUUCAGCCACAGAGUCUCGGAGUUGCUGCAAGGAAACCUGUAGGUCUGCCGAAGCAAGGGAUGAACGGAACGAACCCAAACUUAUCAACCCCGUUCGGUGGGGUGCCAUCGCGCCGACCCGCGCCGCCGGUGCAGCCCAAGCCGCAGUUAUCACAAUCAAGUCAACACCGAGAGCAAGGGUCGGUUGAUUUGUUAGGUUCACUGGACGAAAGUCAGGAUGUAGGGUGGGAGACCUUGAAGCCAAGCACAAGAGCUUAA
Messenger RNA from Fusarium poae, 3921 nucleotides. RefSeq lists its product as uncharacterized. The transcript has 4 exons. NCBI's taxonomy places the organism in Eukaryota, Fungi, Ascomycota, Sordariomycetes, Hypocreales, Nectriaceae. Gene Ontology annotation, biological process: phosphatidylinositol dephosphorylation. The record is from RefSeq and is a predicted model, not a curated record. Gene Ontology annotation, molecular function: phosphatidylinositol-4,5-bisphosphate 5-phosphatase activity; phosphatidylinositol-3,5-bisphosphate 5-phosphatase activity. Gene Ontology annotation, cellular component: cytoplasm; membrane. Bases 1 to 3921 code for a protein of 1306 amino acids.